CGGCGUGCAAGUCCCGACGCGGUGGUCGGGUCGCCAUAACGGGCCUGCGGCAGAGCGCAGCAUGCUACCUUUUUCCUCCACUAAUCAACGUCCAUGAUUCACAAGGCUGCCUUUCCAUUUCGACAGACAGUCCUUCUCUCAGUUUGCCUAAUUCAUUUCACUGAUUGUGCUCCAUGCCCGUUGAUCGUCGCGUCCCUCCCGUGUCUCUCACGGGCUCACCGGUUCUGCUACACGUCCUUCGAGGCACAGCAGCCGUCCAACGCCGCAAUCAUCAGGCGAUACCCGCAUGCCAAACAUGGGCACAGAUACCGGCCCCAAGCGCCCGAGACAAUGGUCAAACGUUUGGCAGAUAAGUGUAUCCGAAACACCCUUGGUGGCUUGACUGCUAUGUAUCACCCUAGUGGACGAGCUUGCAUGUAUCAUCACUCAUUGCGAGAGAUAUAAUGACUCCUAAGGCGAUUGCAAUAUGGAGCUAGUACCACAAAGGUGCCAACAUCCGUCUGUCACUACCCAUACCUUGUUUAUAUGGGGCUUUAUCAAGUCUUACAAGGAGUCUUUUCUGCACACUGACGGACAAGUGCUGGAGAUUAUGCGCCCGGAGU
Messenger RNA from Neurospora tetraspora, 602 nucleotides. RefSeq lists its product as uncharacterized. The coding region runs from base 94 to 444 and encodes 116 amino acids. Lineage: Eukaryota; Fungi; Ascomycota; Sordariomycetes; Sordariales; Sordariaceae. The transcript has 2 exons. The record is from RefSeq and is a predicted model, not a curated record.